This is a messenger RNA of Arabidopsis lyrata subsp. lyrata, 1807 nucleotides long. Its product is annotated as fatty acyl-CoA reductase 1. Gene Ontology annotation, molecular function: alcohol-forming very long-chain fatty acyl-CoA reductase (NADP+) activity. Gene Ontology annotation, cellular component: intracellular membrane-bounded organelle. NCBI's taxonomy places the organism in Eukaryota, Viridiplantae, Streptophyta, Magnoliopsida, Brassicales, Brassicaceae. The transcript has 10 exons. Gene Ontology annotation, biological process: long-chain fatty-acyl-CoA metabolic process; suberin biosynthetic process. The record is from RefSeq and is a predicted model, not a curated record. Bases 204 to 1679 code for a protein of 491 amino acids.
AUCUUCUGUAAUCAAUGUGGGUAGAUGAAGAAAUUGUAAAUUCGAUGGCCUACCAUAUGGGUCUCUUUUUUGGCGUUUCUAUAUAUAGUAACCUCGACUCCAAAGGCAUUACGUGACUCAAUAAAAUCAAGUCUUUUGUUUCUUUUUAUACAAAAAAAGAGUCUUGUGUUUCUCUUAAGUUGGUUGAGAAUAAUUUUGUUUCAAUGGAAUCCAAUUGUGUUCAAUUUCUCGGUAACAAGACCAUUCUCAUCACUGGGGCACCUGGUUUUCUUGCCAAGGUUUUGGUAGAGAAAAUUCUAAGGUUGCAACCAAAUGUGAAGAAGAUGUACCUUCUGUUGAGAGCUCCCGACGAAAAAUCAGCCAUGCAACGCUUAUAUACUGAGGUUAUAGAGAUAGACCUCUUUAAAGUGUUGAGGAACGAUCUAGGUGAAGAGAACUUGAAUGCCUUGGUGCGGAAAAAAAUUGUGCCGGUUCCAGGUGAUAUAUCGAUCGAUAACUUGGGACUGAAAGACACCGAUCUCAUACAACGUUUGUGGAGUGAGAUUGAUAUCAUAAUCAACAUUGCAGCCACAACAAAUUUCGAUGAAAGAUAUGAUAUUGGUCUUGGGAUCAACACAUUUGGAGCCCUUAAUGUUCUCAACUUCGCCAAAAAGUGUGUUAAAGGACAAUUGCUUCUCCAUGUCUCGACCGCGUAUGUAAGCGGAGAACAAUCCGGGUUAUUACUAGAGAAACCAUUCAAGAUGGGGGAGACUCUCAGCGAAAAGCGGAAACUAGACAUCAAUAUAGAACAUGAACUAAUGAAACAGAAAUUAAAAGAGCUUCAAGAUUGUUCUGAUGAAGAGAUCUCGCAAACAAUGAAAGAUUUUGGAAUGGCAAGGGCAAAGCUUCAUGGAUGGCCAAAUACAUAUGUAUUCACCAAAGCAAUGGGAGAGAUGCUAAUGGGAAAAUACAGAGAAAAUUUGCCACUUGUUAUCAUACGUCCAACAAUGAUUACAAGUACUAUUGCCGAACCAUUCCCCGGUUGGAUUGAAGGGUUGAAAACAUUAGAUAGUGUGAUUGUUGCAUAUGGUAAAGGAAGGCUUAAAUGUUUUCUUGCGGAUUCAAACUCAGUCUUUGACCUUAUACCGGCAGACAUGGUAGUUAAUGCGAUGGUUGCAGCCGCAACAGCUCAUUGGGGAGAUACCGGGAUUCAGGCAAUAUAUCAUGUUGGUUCUUCUUGUAAGAAUCCAGUCACGUUUGGACAACUUCACGAUAUCACGGCUCGUUACUUUGCUAAACGUCCUCUGGUUGGUCGGAAUGGUUCACCAAUCAUAGUGACCAAAGGAAUCAUUUUGCCCACUAUGGCUCAAUUCAGCCUCUACAUGACCCUUCGUUAUAAGCUUCCUUUACAGAUACUUCGAUUGAUAAAUAUAGUAUAUCCAUGGAGUCACGGAGAUAACUACAAUGACCUCAGCCGCAAAAUCAAGCUAGCUAUGCGACUAGUUGAGCUUUACCAGCCUUACUUACUCUUCAAGGGCAUAUUUGAUGAUUUAAAUACGGAAAGACUGCGAAUGAAAAGAAAGGAGAAUAUCAAAGAGUUAGAUGGAUCGUUCGAGUUCGAUCCCAAGUCCAUUGAUUGGGACAAUUAUAUCACAAACACACACAUUCCUGGCCUCAUCACCUAUGUGCUUAAACAAUAAAUUAUAUACUACUAAUAUGUUUGGAACUAUUGUAUUGAGUGUGAAUCUCGUGUGUAAUAUCAUUAUAUAUAUCAACACAUGUUAAAGAAUACUAUUAUGUCAGCACAAUUUAAUUACAAUUUCUGGUU